UAUACCUUAGAUGCAAAAUAAACAAUGGAUUAUGAAAUUCACAAGAUGAACCAACCAAAAACUGACAUAUUUUCUAACAAAUUCUUAGCAAGGCAAUCAACGGCAGGCUCUAGCUCUUCCAGAUUCUUCUAUGGAGUCUCCGGAGCCGUGCCUUUUGAGUGGGAGACACGGCCAGGAAAGCCCAUAAAACCACCAACGGAAGACGUCUUACCGCCCCUAAGUCCACCACCGGCUGUGCUAGCAAUGAGCCUACCAAAGCCAUGCGUCAACGUAGACGAUGAACCUAAAGCUCAAAGGUGGUCUAAAGCAUGGCUUAUGAAGAAAUUUAAAAAAACCGUUGCUAGUCAUCAUAAAGUUGUUGGAAUUCCUAGGAAAAUGUUCACAAAAAAACAACAAUAUCAACAACAUAGUCAUGAUCAACAACAAUAUCAACAACAACAUUAUGAUCAACAACGACAGAGUUUCGAGUUUGAAAGGUAUGACAUAUGUGAAUUAAGUCGUUGUUAUUCGAGUUCAUCAUCGUUCGUAUCCACAUUGACAUCUUCAUCUACUAAUUCGUUUAGUGAUCAUAAUGAUAAGAUUUCUAGUAAUGUUAAUGUUCAAAGUAAGGCUUUGUUACGUAGGAGGCCUUUUAAUUGUAACCCUAGAGGGUUUAAUGACUUUAUUGUAUAUUUUAUGAAAAGAGUUUAAUAUUUUGAUUAUGCUUAA
Molecule: messenger RNA, 708 nt
Organism: Amaranthus tricolor (Joseph's coat)
Lineage: Eukaryota; Viridiplantae; Streptophyta; Magnoliopsida; Caryophyllales; Amaranthaceae
Exons: 1
Coding region: 25-690 (221 amino acids)
Source: RefSeq, a predicted model, not a curated record